This is a messenger RNA of Cercospora beticola, 1467 nucleotides long. RefSeq lists its product as uncharacterized. NCBI's taxonomy places the organism in Eukaryota, Fungi, Ascomycota, Dothideomycetes, Mycosphaerellales, Mycosphaerellaceae. Gene Ontology annotation, molecular function: transmembrane transporter activity. Gene Ontology annotation, biological process: transmembrane transport. The record is from RefSeq and is a predicted model, not a curated record. Gene Ontology annotation, cellular component: membrane.
AUGGCUGGGACCGAAAAAGAGGAGCAUGGAGCAAUCCAUGCCGAAGAUGCUAUCGAAACUGCAGCGGGCCCGGAAGAAGAUCCUAUCAAACACAUACCGUUCGUUGAAGACAAGCAACGAGCACGAAAGCUCGUCCGUCGCAUGGACCUCCACAUCUUACCGCUUUGCGCUUGGGUCUACCUUCUCAACUAUCUCGACAGAGGCAACAUCGGCAAUUCCAAAGUACUGAACCAAGAGACUGGCGACUCUCUCUUGCAAGCUACGAAUAUGACUAACACAAAUUACGCCGUGGCGGUUUCGCUCUUUUCGCUCGCAUACGCAUUGUUCGAAGUACCCAGCAAUUGGAUCAUGAAGAGAUAUGUUCGUCCGAGCGUUUGGCUUGCGACAUUGCUUGGAGCGUGGGGUGUGUUUACUAUCGGUUUCGCUGGAGUGCAGAACUACGCGACUGUAGUAGUUCUGAGGUUUUUCAUUGGUGUCUUCGAAGCUGGCUUCUUUCCAGGUAUCGUUUACCUCAUCACAUUCUGGUAUCCUGUCGAAGAACGCAGCGUGCGAAUUGCUUUCGUCCUCGCAUCAGCGACUGCUGCCGGAGCCUUUGGCGGAUGCAUAGCCUACGGUGUGGGAAAUAUGAACAACACAGCAGGACUCGAAGGUUUCCGAUGGUUGUUCAUCAUCGAAGGCAUCAUUACCGUCAUUAUGGUCAUUCCCGUCCUACUCUUCUUGCCUGAUUAUCCCAGUCGUGCCAAGUGGCUGAACAACGAUGACAAGAAAUACAUUCAAGACCGCAUUGCUGUCAAAGGUGGUGGUUUCACGCAGCAAAAGUCCACGAAGCAGGAAAUUAUGGCCACAGCUUUCAGCCCAAGGAUGUUGACGCACUACUUCGCCUACGCGACCAACUGCGUCCCCCUCGGCUCUCUAACCUUCUUCACACCAACCAUCGUCUCUGGCCUGGGCUACACCAGUAUCUCCGCCCAACUCAUGACCGUUCCACCUUGGGUCGUAGGCUACAUAAUCUGUCUCUUCCUCGGAUGGUCCGCCGACCGCACCAACAAACGAGGCCUACACAUCGGAAUCUCCUCCACUCUCGGUGGAAUCGGCUGGCUCACAGCUGGCCUUCUGCCCGCAGACGCUUACACAGCCCGGUACGGGUGUUUGAUGCUUUGUGCUGCCGGAGCCUUCCCAUCUUCGGGCCCGUUGAGCGCUUGGGUGACGUGUAAUGUUCCAGCGAUCACGACAAUGGCGGUUGCGACGGCGAUGAACAAUAGUAUGGCUGGUGUGAGUCAGAUUAUUGCGCAGUGGAUUUGGUUGCCCAGGGAGGCGGCGAGUGGAUAUCCGACGGGAAAUUUUGUUUGUGCGGCGUGUAGUUUUGCUACGGCUGCGUUGGCGUUAGGGUUGAGGAUACUUUAUGGGCAGAUGAAUGCAGGUGGUGUAAGAGAUGCUUCUGGAAAGGAGAGGAUCUGGCUCCUGUAA